Varroa destructor (honeybee mite) is the source of this 2010-nucleotide messenger RNA. RefSeq lists its product as uncharacterized. The record is from RefSeq and is a predicted model, not a curated record. Lineage: Eukaryota; Metazoa; Arthropoda; Arachnida; Mesostigmata; Varroidae.
AUUAACAACAGUGUAGCCUGUAAUAUAUAAUAUCUAAGCAAUGCCCAAACAUGGCUUAUUUUAUGUCUGUGUUGGACCUUAAACGUGCUAACUGACGGAAGCCCUCUCUGUCGAAUCAUGUGCUUGAAUCAAUAACCAGACACAGAUGACACAAAUGUUUGAAAAGUCUGAACAUCGGUAGCAGCUAGUGUCAUCGAAGCACGGCGGUGGAAUUGAAAUUAGUCAUGGCCUUGGAACAGGGUCUGGUCCUAUUACGACGCCUUCUCGACUCCUUGAGUUCGGCCGGCCUUGUCGAAUUCGAGCUUGUACCUCCUUCAAGUGUCAGUUCAGUAGAUAUUGGUGUUGUCGAGUCAGCGUUACAUACGUUCGCGCAGGGGAUCGUGCAGUUCGUCAAUGAAAAGCCAUUACAUCUUGGACAGGUUCAGAUCAAGGCUGCUAGUCGAGAGGUUCUUGAAGGCCGCAUUCAGGCCUUUGUACACCGCAAAGAGCUUGAACGCGAAGCUAUGCUAUCAUAUAUAGAAGAGGGCCAGUGCUCAAGAACCGUACCAUUCAGGUAUCGCCGCAUCAGCGUGGAGCAAGUCAACAACGAAGUGGGCCCGCAGGAUCUGGAUAAACCUUUUCCUGUCAACGUUGGUCGCGAAGAGUCGAGUCUCCUUGAAGACAGACUUUCCACGGUUGAAAAACACCUCGGAUUAUCAAAACUGAAUCAGCAGACAAGUUCUGCUGGCGUCUCUGCGGUGACAAGGUCAAAUCGAAACGGCGCAUCGACUGUGGCACCUGGGAUUUCGACUGGGAGUGGUUCAACCUCUGGAGGAUCAUCGUUCCGCCGGACUUCGUCGGAAAGUAUCCUCGAGAAACCUGGCAAAUGUCCGACGUGUAUGAGAACCACACGUGAAGAAGUAAACGGGAACCUGAAAUCCUUGGAGCUUCUACACCGAAUGAAAGCAAUUGAAGAUCGCCUCCUUUAUCUUGAGUCGGUUUCGCCGGAAUAUGGCACAAUGAUACAAACAACCUAAGCUAUCUAGUCGCACUGCACACGACAACCCCAUGUUGUGAAUGCGGCAUAUACAAAGAUGUAUAUAUUGUAUCCUAUUGCCCUAUGAUCUAAUCUCUAAUUGUUUAAAUCGAACAGAGCUAUACGCAGAUCAUCAAUGAAAUCAUAAGUUUGCUGCCGGGUGUGUCUGUGUGUCCAACUACCUUAUUCUUUAAACCAAAAACACUAUAUUUUUACGAUCUCACGAGGUAACAUACUGCUAUGCGAGGGGAGAUCUCGUCAAGGCGUACGUACAAACUUUAGAUAUUUUCGAGGUAAAUAUUUUAGAAGGGAACAUAUAUAUAUAUAUAUAUAUAUCUCGAGAUUGUAAGGAACGAAAGAAGCACACUGUUAAUAGUUAGUCGUUUUUGAUGUUGGUUUUCUUCCAUGUAUCAUCGUGAAAUCUUAGCGAUUUUGCUUGCAUUUUGCGCCGAGUAGGCUCUUUUUUAAAGUGUCGCCCAGAAGGCCUAUGUCGGCUUUAAGAACUAUUCACAGGCACUGGCAAAAAAGAGCCUGUAGCAAGGUUUUAGAUUUUUCCAUAGUUUGAGGAAAAUGCGUCGUUUCAAAAACUGGACUUCGCUACUGAGUACGCUUCUGAUACUUUGGGCCUCUCACCUCUAGAUUCUUGGAUCUUGUAAGCUUGUAGCAAAAUUUGACGAAGUAAAACUGGCCAAUAGAAUACGUGCAGAUUAUAAAUUAUAUAAAGUACGCAUUAGAUUUAUCGUCAGAAAAUUCGAUAUUUUUAUGCUUUCAGAUGUUUCGUCUCUGUAGGCUACUACUGAAAUACUACGCACCUGUUCCGAUAAUAUGCAAACGAGAUCUUAGGACUAUGUUAUCUAAUACAAAAUUUAACCGUCCUAAUGAACAGUCGAGCAUAAAAUAUGAAAUCUGUAUCUUCCUUAAAAACGUUUUUUUGUGAAGCCCGGUACGUUCACUGCAAUUUUGUAAUUUUUUAAUUUAAUUUUCAAUGUUCUUGU